CUCACAGGUCUACUCAAGUCGAUGCCUAAGAUGAUAGUUCUACAGAUGAGUUAUUUCUACGUGACCAAACUUGGACUUCUUUUCCUGAUUAAUAUUUUUCCUGAAAUCACUGGCCAAGGAGAAUCAAGAAGACAAGAACCUGGGGACUUUGUGAAGCAGGAUAUUGGAGGACUCUCUCCUAAGCAUGCCCCAGAUAUUCCUGAUGACAGCACCGACAAUAUCACUAUCUUCACCAGAAUCUUAGAUCGUCUUCUGGAUGGCUAUGACAAUCGGCUACGACCUGGGCUUGGAGAUGCCGUAACUGAAGUGAAGACUGACAUCUAUGUGACCAGUUUUGGCCCUGUGUCAGACACGGAUAUGGAAUACACUAUUGAUGUAUUUUUUCGACAGACAUGGCAUGAUGAAAGACUAAAAUUUGAUGGACCCAUGAAGAUCCUUCCACUGAACAAUCUCCUGGCGAGUAAGAUCUGGACUCCUGAUACAUUCUUCCACAAUGGCAAAAAAUCAGUGGCUCAUAACAUGACCACACCCAACAAGUUGCUGAGAUUGGUGGACAAUGGGACCCUCCUCUACACAAUGAGGUUAACAAUUCAUGCUGAAUGUCCCAUGCAUUUGGAAGAUUUUCCCAUGGACGUACACGCCUGCCCAUUGAAGUUUGGAAGCUAUGCCUAUACAACAGCGGAAGUGGUUUAUUCUUGGACUCUUGGGAAGAACAAAUCUGUGGAGGUGGCACAGGAUGGGUCUCGUCUGAACCAGUAUGAUCUGCUGGGUCAUGUUGUUGGGACAGAGAUAAUCCGGUCCAGUACAGGAGAAUACGUUGUCAUGACAACCCACUUCCAUCUCAAGCGAAAAAUUGGCUACUUUGUGAUCCAGACCUACUUGCCAUGUAUCAUGACUGUCAUUCUGUCACAGGUGUCUUUCUGGCUCAACAGAGAGUCUGUUCCUGCCCGCACGGUCUUUGGUGUCACCACUGUUCUCACCAUGACCACCUUGAGUAUCAGUGCCAGAAACUCCUUACCUAAAGUGGCAUAUGCGACGGCCAUGGACUGGUUCAUAGCCGUCUGUUAUGCCUUUGUGUUUUCUGCACUGAUUGAAUUUGCUACUGUUAACUACUUCACCAAGCGGAGUUGGGCUUGGGAAGGCAAGAAGGUGCCAGAGGCCCUAGAGAUGAAGAAGAAAACAACAGCAGCUCCGACAAAGAAAGCCAGCUCCACAUUCAACAUCGUGGGAACCACCUAUCCCAUCAACCUGGCCAAGGACACUGAGUUCUCCACCAUCUCCAAGGGUGCUGCUCCCAGUGCCGCUUCUACCCCGACAGUAAUUGCUUCGCCCAAGGCCACCUACGUACAGGACAGCCCAACUGAGACCAAGACCUACAACAGUGUCAGCAAGGUUGACAAAAUUUCUCGCAUCAUCUUUCCUGUGCUCUUUGCCAUAUUUAAUCUGGUGUAUUGGGCCACAUAUGUCAACAGGGAGUCAGCUAUCAAGGGCAUGAUCCGCAAACAGUAAAUGGUGGUGACGGCACAGCAACCAGAGCACUGAAUGCUCCAUGCAACAUCCAGGCACCCAACCCUAGAGUUCCCCUUCAUAUGGUUCAGGAGUUUUCUUUUUAACCCUCUCUCAAGCUGUACCAAUCAUGAA
Ochotona princeps (American pika) is the source of this 1641-nucleotide messenger RNA. RefSeq names its product gamma-aminobutyric acid type A receptor subunit alpha3 (gene GABRA3). Gene Ontology annotation, biological process: regulation of postsynaptic membrane potential; nervous system process; signal transduction. Lineage: Eukaryota; Metazoa; Chordata; Mammalia; Lagomorpha; Ochotonidae. The transcript is spliced from 9 exons. The record is from RefSeq and is a predicted model, not a curated record. Gene Ontology annotation, cellular component: postsynapse; dendrite membrane; synapse. Bases 22 to 1509 code for a protein of 495 amino acids. Gene Ontology annotation, molecular function: benzodiazepine receptor activity; inhibitory extracellular ligand-gated monoatomic ion channel activity; GABA-gated chloride ion channel activity.